Messenger RNA from Miniopterus natalensis, 5227 nucleotides. It is a transcript of the gene SLC26A2, whose product is annotated as solute carrier family 26 member 2. NCBI's taxonomy places the organism in Eukaryota, Metazoa, Chordata, Mammalia, Chiroptera, Miniopteridae. Gene Ontology annotation, molecular function: secondary active sulfate transmembrane transporter activity. Gene Ontology annotation, biological process: sulfate transmembrane transport. The record is from RefSeq and is a predicted model, not a curated record. Gene Ontology annotation, cellular component: membrane.
UUUGUUUUAUUUAUUUAAUCUUCUUGGUAUUCUCUGAGAUUCUUAGAUGUAUAGUUUUCUGUCUGUCAUUAAUUUUGGAAGAUUUUUGGCCAUUUUGUCUUCAAAUAUUUCUUCUGCCUAUUUUCUGUCUUUUCCUUUUGGAAUUCUAAUUAUGCAUAUGUUAGAUUGUUUAAUAUGUCCCACAGCUCUUACAUGCUCUCUUACAUUACUGUUACUGAUUUUUAAAUAAAAUUCUGUUUUUCUCUUUUUGUUCAGUUUAGACAAUUUCUAUUGACCUAGCUUCAGUUUCAUUAAUUCUUUCCUUGGCUCUGUCAAGUUUACUGAUGAUUGUGUCAAAGGCAUUCUCUAUUUCUGUUUCUGUGUUUUUCAGCAUUUCAGUUUGAUUCUUUCUUACAGUUUCCAUCACUCUUCUGUGCUUUCUAGUAUUAAUUUUUAUCUUUUUCCUUACCAGAUAGCAGCCAUAUAGGGCAAGAUGUGGAUUUUGUUAGUUUUUCUUAUGCCUUUCUUGCAUAUCUUAGGUUUGGAAAAGCCUUUUGACCCAGAAAUCACCAAAAGUUGUUCCAAAAUAGAAUGACAGAACAUAAGAAGUACACUUGGAGUAGGUAGGCCUGAAAGUGGAAGUGAGAAGAGGGUUACACGGUGGUUGCAUUGAGGAAUGAAGACCUGCGGUGUGUAUCCACCAGUCUGAUUGACUUGCUCAGGGAGGCUAAAGCAUCUCUGUCCAGAAAUGUCUUCGGAAAGUACAGAACAACAUGACCUGUCACCCAAGGACUCACUUGAAGGAAAUGGACAAUACAGCGCUCCGUCUAGGAUCCGCGUGGAGCUUGAAAGGGAAUCGAGUCCUGACUUUCAGCAAUUUGAAGCCACUAAUCAAUGCAGACAUUAUCCUAGGAUCCACGUGGAGCCUCGAGAGAAAUCAAAUACCAACUUUAAGCAAUUUGCCAUCAAAAAACUACGGAAGAGUUGCCAGUGCAGCCCAACCAAAGCAAAAAAUACGAUUUUUGGUUUCCUUCCUGUUUUGCAGUGGCUCCCAAAAUACAAUCUGAAGAAAAACAUUUUAGGAGAUGUGAUGUCCGGUUUGAUUGUGGGUAUCUUGUUGGUGCCCCAGUCCAUUGCUUAUUCCCUUUUAGCUGGCCAAGAACCGAUCUAUGGUCUGUACACAUCUUUUUUUGCCAGCAUCAUUUAUUUCCUACUGGGGACUUCCCGUCACAUCUCUGUGGGCAUUUUUGGAAUACUGUGCCUUAUGAUUGGUGAGGUAGUUGACCGAGAACUAAACAAAGCUGGCUUUGACACUGCCCAUAUUGCCCCGCCCUUAGGAAUGGUUUGGAAUGGGAGCACACCAUUAAACCAGACAUCCGAAAGGAUAUGUGACAGAAGUUGCUAUGCAAUUGCAGUGGGCAGCACUGUAACCUUUAUGGCUGGAGUUUAUCAGGUAGCGAUGGGCUUCUUUCAAGUGGGCUUUGUUUCUGUCUACCUCUCAGAUGCCUUGCUGAGUGGAUUUGUCACUGGUGCCUCCUUCACUAUUCUUACAUCUCAGGCCAAGUAUCUCCUUGGGCUCAGCCUUCCUCGGAGUAAUGGUGUGGGCUCACUCAUUACUACUUGGAUACAUAUCUUCAGAAGCAUCCAUAAGACCAAUGUCUGUGAUCUCAUCACCAGCCUUUUAUGCCUUUUGGUUCUUUUGCCAACCAAAGAACUCAAUGAGCACUUCAAGUCCAAGCUUAAGGCACCGAUUCCUACCGAACUCAUUGUCGUCGUGGCAGCGACAUUAGCCUCCCAUUUUGGAAAACUAAAUGAGAAAUACAAUACCAGUGUUGCUGGACACAUUCCCACUGGGUUCAUGCCACCCAAAGCACCGGACUGGAACUUAAUUCCUAGUGUGGCUACAGAUGCAAUAGCUAUGUCUAUCAUUGGUUUUGCCAUCACUGUGUCACUUUCUGAGAUGUUUGCCAAGAAACACGGCUACGCGGUCAGAGCUAACCAGGAAAUGUAUGCGCUCGGCUUCUGCAACAUCGUCCCUUCCUUCUUCCACUGCUUUACGACUAGCGCAGCUCUCGCAAAGACGCUGGUUAAAGAAUCGACAGGCUGCCAAACUCAGCUUUCUGGCGUGGUAACUGCUCUGGUUCUCUUGUUGGUCCUCCUGGUAAUAGCUCCUUUAUUCUAUUCCCUUCAGAAAAGUGUCCUCGGUGUGAUCACUAUUGUAAAUCUCCGGGGAGCUCUAUGUAAAUUUAAGGAUCUGCCCAAGAUGUGGAGGGUUAGCAGAAUGGAUACAGUUAUCUGGUUUGUCACUAUGCUGUCCUCUGCACUGAUAAGUACUGAAAUGGGCCUGCUUAUUGGAGUUUGUUUUUCUAUGUUUUGCGUCAUCCUUCGUUCUCAGAAGCCAAAGAGUUCAUUGCUUGGCUUGGUGGAAGAGUCAGAAAUUUUUGAAUCCGUGUCUGCUUACAAAAACCUUCAGGCUAAGCCGGGCAUCAAGGUUUUCCGCUUUGUAGCCCCUCUCUACUACAUAAACAAAGAAUGUUUUAAAUCUGCAUUAUACAAAAAAACUCUCAACCCAAUCUUAGUAAAGGCAGCUCAGAAGAAGGCAGCAAAGAGAAAGCUCAAAAAGGAAACAGUGACUCUCAGUGGACUCCAGGAUGAAGUUUCAGUGCAACUUUCCCACGAUCCCGUGGAACUCCAUACCAUAGUGAUUGACUGCAGCGCAAUCCAGUUUUUAGAUACAGCAGGGAUCCAUACGCUGAAGGAAGUUCGCAGAGAUUAUGAAGCCAUUGGCAUACAAGUUCUGCUGGCUCAGUGCAAUCCCUCUGUGAAGGAUUCCCUGGCCCGGGGAGAGUAUUGCAAAAAGGAAGACGAAAACCUUUUUUAUAGUGUAUAUGAAGCGAUAGCUUUUGCAGAAGAAUCUCAAAAUCUGAAAGGAACGUGUAUUCCCAAUGGUCUGAGUCUUUCCAGUGAUCAGCUGGAUAAGUAGGUGGAAGGAGGAAGAAUGUCUGGCCAAUAGCAGCUUGCACACUUGAAAUUUUAACCUGUUGACUAGACAUUAUCCUUCCUUCGAAGCUGAUGGCCUUUGUAGAUACACAGAUGCAGCAGAGCUCCUAGUUAGGAUCAGAAAGAAGGAGAUAUCGUGGUUCUAUGCUUUCUUGCAGAUAGGAAGUAUUCUUGAAAUUAAGUAUCUAUUGAGGUGAACUGUGAAGUAGCCCUUACACUUAAUGACCAUCCUCUUUGAGGAGAUAUGUAUUUGGACUCUUCCUUCUUCACGGGGUAAAGGGGGGUGAAGUUGGCAUUUUACAUGAGAAGUGCUGGAGCCUACAUCAUAUGGCUUUUUGGAGAGAGAGUGGAAAGGAGGCAGGGAAAGAAUGUUGUGUCUGCUAUUGUACCAGCAAGUCAAGAGACCUCUGGAGCCCAAGGUAAUAACUACACAAAUUUCUUAUUUGUACUUCUGCAUACCCAGUUUCUGCUUCCCAAAUGGCAGUAGGAUCUUUGGCUUUUAAUAGGAAAGCACCAUUCCUUUCCUUAAGGCAGGGAACCGUGGGCACAGGCCCAUCAGGAGUCUGAUGGCUAGGUAUGUUUUUGAAAUCCUACCGGUCAAUUUCACAUUAUACAGGACACUCUUUGUAAAUCAUUUGAUGUUUUUGGUCAUGCCUUUUUGUUCAGGGUAAGUAGGUAAGCAAAGAGCUUUUCAUAACUAGCAAAAAUAAUGGGAAUCCUCCCUCUCUUUUCUGUGAUCUCUGUCUAUCCCUGUUUCUGAGUAUUUCUCUACCACUGAGCUCUAUUUUAGCUUUCAGUAAUUCAGUGUAUUUUCCAUGGAAUCUCUCCUAAACAGCUGUGUCUGAUUACCAGUGACAAGCUUGCCAGAUAAAAGGCAGAAUGCUGACUGCAAUUCUAUACAGCAUUUUAAAUGAGCUUGAGGCAAACUGUUAAGGACAGAUUGCAAAUAGGAAUGAUUGACAGUUUCCCUUAAGAAUUUGUUUACUUAGCAGUGAUUUUUUUUUUUCUUCCCAUGGCAUUUUAGCAGGGGUCAGUUGGAGACUGACAGUCUUUCUCGAAUAGAAGUUACUGUUCAUCUUUCCUCUGCAAGAAAAAUUUAUUGGAACCAACAGAAAAGAAUGCACAGAAGCUUCCAUAGGAGCAUCAAUAAUUAAUUUGUAGAUGUUUUAGUGAAAACAAAGCUAAUGUUACUGCCAUGAACCCUGUUGAUUUACAACAAUUAUUGAUAAUAGUGACAGCUUUGAACUUUUUGGGCCACCUAAAACUAUUGUGCAAGAGGAUUUAGAAGUGUCACAUUCAUACAACCCAGUUAUUUAUGAUAGCUGGCCACAGGUUGUGGCUGUAGAGAGAGUCCCUUUUGAAAAGCAAGAAUGUCUGACAUUGGAUGCUUAGAGUUCUAUAUCUGGACCUUGAUAGGCUAGAAAAAACCAGCUUUUCCAAAAUUAGGACUAGGAUACUCAUUUAUGUGAGAUUGAAACAUUUACCCACACCAUUUAAAACAAUAAUAUUUGCAAAAGUGCAAUAUCAUUUUUUAACCUGCUCCUACAUUCUUGCUUUCUGCCCCCAAGCCAGGUUUGAAUCCAGACCAUUAUAGAUGUCUAAUGCUGUGUGACAGAGUAGAGUACAUGUUUAAGACAACUCUAUAAUUUAGCAAACACUAGCAUGGAAAAAACAAAAAAAGUCCAAAGAAUUUGAAAAACCCCUUAGAAGAAUGGGGUAACAGAAUUUGACCUUUACCUAACAUUUCUCUCCAUAUGUGGAUAUCAACAAUUGUGGAGCUUUAUGCAUUUAGCAAAGUCUUGAAUUGUGCUCUGGUUUGUCCCUCUCCCACCCAAACAAACAAGAGAUUCUGCUUUUGGUUGCAAGUUAUAAAAACAUUUAAGAUUUCACUGGAAUUUAUAUCUUACCCUUUCUGCUUGGGUCUAGGUCAGCCUAUGUGUACACGUUUUAAAAUUUUUUUGCUGGUAUUUAAAGAGAUCAAGCAUGAAACCAAAUCUUAAUUCACCAGCAAAACUAAUGUUUUCAUUUCCUUUGCUUUCUUACCCAAAGCCUUGAAUUUUUAGUUCAUUAGGUGAUAUUUUACAAGCUUAUUAAGGUUCAAAAAUAUCUUGUUUACUCUAAAUUUCAUGUCUAAGUGAAAUAUUUUUUCAGUGCUUAUUGACAAAUGUACAAAAUUCUGAAUAUCUUAAAAUGGUCACUUAAUUGAAAUGUAUUGUGUACACACAUUAAAAUGUAAGUUAAAAAUGUA